GUGAUUAUCUUUUGAGACCCUCACACCAACUUAUCUGGAUUUAGUUCAGUCGCCCUCUGUAUAAUCAUGUCCAAAGAUGUGCUAAGCCCUUUCAGAUGAUGGUUGGAGAAGGCCGUGAUCUCUACCCGAACAUCAACAAGGAUUGGUAUCUUGACCUUAUCAAGACAAAGCUCUAUAGACAGGAUCACAAAUCAGCAAUCAGCAUGCGACAACCAAAGGCAAAUGGAUUUAACAAAUUAUCUCCCCCAAUCACUCAUAGUAAGCCCAAUAACUCCGGUUUUUACAGCUAUAUCAAGGCCUGGUAUGUUUUCGAUCCUGUACCACACCUACUACCACCACCACCACAAGAUGACUGCAAGAUACGCCAAGGAUCAGCCUGCGGGCUUCACCAAUCGCAUUGAAAAAGUGGCUAUUGUCGGGGCCGGUGGCCAAGUUAGAAUUCACUUGGCCCGAGAGAUCCUCAGAAAUGGCAAACACACCUUGACCGCGAUCCAACGCGCCGAAAGCAACAGCACACUCCCAGAAAUCGAAGCCCUACGCGGCCAACCGGUCCUUCUAAUCACAAUAGCAGUGGCCGCUCAAAUGGUCGCCAUCCCGAAACUUGUUCGCGCAGCCGCUAAAGCUGGUUUCGGCCACGACGCCACCAACGACAAGUUAUGUGAGGAAAGCAUGCUAAAGGCCAGUCGCGACAGGAUCGCCCAAGAGAUUGAAAGUCUGAGCGUCAGUUCGCGCCUGCUGCUCGUGUGUAACUUUUUGUACGAAUUCAGUCUAGGCGGUGGUGCGGAUCGGUUUGGAUUCGAUUUCCAGAAACGAUCGCUCACUUGGUUCGACGAUGGCGAUGUGUCGCUUUGCGUUAGUACCUGGCCACAGUGUGGUCGGGCCAUUGGCGGUCUGCUCAGUCUGAAGGAACUCCCCAAGGAUGAAUCGGACAAGUCGCUCAGUCUGUCUCAAUUCCGGAAUAUUCCUGUGUACAUUUCCUCUUUCCGAGUCACUCAGCGAGACAUGUUUGAGAGUGUCAAGCGAGUGACUGGAACGACGGAUGCCGAUUGGGCCAUCACCCACGAGUCGGCCGAGCAGCGUUGGAAGGAGGGCUUUGAGGCCGUGGAGCAGGACAAUUUCAGGGCAUUUCCGAAGAUGGUGUACAGUCGGAUGUUUCUCCCAUCUGCUGAUGGUGAUUAUCAGUCUCGUCGGCCGCUAGAUAAUGAUAUUUCUGGGUUGCCUGUUGAGGUUUUGGAUGAUGCUACGGCUGUUGCGGUGAAGAUGGGAGAGAAUGGUGAAGUGGCUCAAUCGCAUUAGUCACUGUCGUCUCCAAAUUCGAGAUGUUUGACCUGACUGUUAUUCCUGUUGCGAUGUGUUGAACUUGAUACAUCGUAGUAGGAAAGUCAUUUAAAGUGAUGUAGCCGCAUCUCCGCACAUACUGACUACCUCUAAGCACUCGAUAUUUGAAUAGCUGUUGAUCCAGCUGGUCUAUUCUAUAACCUCUGUAACCCCUAGACAAAACUAAACAGGAGUAUCCCCUUCUUCCUAGCAUAGGGAUGGUUCAGUCUUGCGAGGUCGGUGUUCCGAAGUGUACAGAGCAUACCCUGGGUAUGUAUCAAGGCUAUUAAUAUUUCAAUUCAUUAGAUGAUCCACGAUCUUAGCCACAGAAACAGCCUUUUCCUCUCCAAAUCUUCCUCCAACAAUCUGCAAACAAACCGGCAUAUCCUUGACCAACUCGAUAUCAUCUUAUCCAUUAGCCUCUUCAUCGCAAAAUAGACAAACAUGAAG
This is a messenger RNA of Aspergillus ruber CBS 135680, 1767 nucleotides long. RefSeq lists its product as uncharacterized. The transcript is spliced from 4 exons. The coding region runs from base 223 to 1296 and encodes 357 amino acids. Lineage: Eukaryota; Fungi; Ascomycota; Eurotiomycetes; Eurotiales; Aspergillaceae. The record is from RefSeq and is a predicted model, not a curated record.